AUGGACGGCACUGACCACUGUUAUACCCAUGGAGGCCUCAAGGGCCAUCAUUCCGAGUGGGACUCCAAGAUUUUCAACUACUUGAAGUAUGAGGUUCUCCGGUUCCUCCUCUCAAACGUCAAGUUUUGGCUUAUGGAGUACCAAUUCGAUGGCUUCCGAUUCGAUGGUAUUACCUCCAUGCUGUACCAAUCUCACGGAAUCGGCAAGGGCUACACAGGUGGUUUCCACGAGUAUUUCGGGCCGGAUGCUGACAUUGACAGUCACAUCUACUUGAUGCUCUCAAAUGACUUGAUCCACCGCAUCUGCCCGUCAGCGGUGACGGUGGGCGAGGAUGUCAGUGGAAUGCCAACACUGUGCUUACCAGUGGAGUAUGGAGGCUUCGGCUUUGACUAUCGCCUGGCCAUGGCGAUCCCAGAUAUGUUCAUCAAGUACCUCAAAGAGUCGACCGAUGAUGGCUGGGGCAUGGGCCACAUUGUGCACACGCUGACCAACAGGAGAUACAUGGAGAAGGUGAUUGGCUAUGCGGAGUCGCACGACCAGGCAAUUGUGGGAGACAAGACCUUGGCCUUUUGGCUCAUGGAUGCCGAGAUGUACACCGGCAUGAGCACCUUCACCAGCCCCUUGCCUUCCAUGUGCAUCGACCGUGGCCUGGCGCUGCACAAGAUGAUCCGACUUCUUGUGCUCUCCCUGGGCGGCGAGGGCUACCUGAACUUCAUGGGCAACGAGUUCGGGCACCCCGAGUGGAUCGACUUCCCGCGCCCGGAGAACGGCUGGAGCCACCAGCACUGCCGACGUCGAUGGGACCUGGCAGAGGAUGAUUUGUUGCGCUACAAGUUCUUCCAAGCCUUUGAUGAGCUUAUGCAUGCCUGCGAGAAUCGAUACAAGUUCGUGAAUGCAUCUCAUCAGUAUGUCAGCAAGAAGUGUGAAAUGGACAAGGUGAUCGUGUUUGAACGCGGAGAUCUGGUUUUCGCGUUCAACUUCCAUCCGUGCAACAGCUAUGAAGGCUACCAGAUCGGGACCCAUUGCGACGAACCUAUGCGCUGUGUCUUGGACACAGACGAGGGCAGAUUUGGAGGUCACAUGCGCCUGGACUAUGGCCAUGGCAAUCCUUUCCCCGCCCUUGGUGGAAUUGACAGCCGGCCUCACUCUGUCAAGCUGUACAUGCCGGCCCGCACAGCUCAAGUUCUUUGCAGGGAGAGCAUGCUGCAGGGAGGGGUGAUCAUCUACGCCGAAGAGAGCUUCCUGUCGCAAUACGAGCUGAAGAAUUGUGAUGGCUUGAAGUUGUCUCUCGUGGUGACAAAGGACGGCAACGAGGAGAUGCAGGACUUCCCGUUCACAGACGGAUGCGCUGCUCUCGAAGAUCACUUUGAUGCCACCUUUGACAUCGUCACUGCGGAUGACACGAUCCUGCCUUGCAAGGCCUCCAAAGACACGAAGUUCCGAGUCUACUUCCCUGGUGAGUACACCAUUGCCCAGCUGGGCUACCUGCGAAACGGCCGGCCGGAAAACGCGCCGCCAGUGCCGAAGGCAGCCCCAAAACCCAAGCCGCAGGCCAAGGAAGGCUACACGAAGCCCAAGGCGCAGCCAGCACCGCUGCCGACCAAAAUCGAUGUCCCGGAGACCAAGCUCGCGGAUUCCCCGCUGUCGCCGCCCUCCGGCGCUCCUCCGGCCAUGAAGGUGGAGGUGAAGGAGGAGUCCAAGCCCGAAGAGGCCGGGGUGGACGUGCGCGACAUGACCCGGUGCUACUCCGGGCUCCACUUCAUGGACACGGAAACAUUGGACGCCGCCUUGCGGGAGACUACGGCGCCUGAGCGCCAGGUCUCGGACAUGGACCAGGCAAAAAGCCGAUUGCAGGAGUAUCAGGAAAACCUUGCGGCGUGUGGUGGCGACCUGGCAAAGAUCUCAGAGAGCUACAAGUCAUUCGGUCUGCAGAAGGUGGGAUCAGCCUGGACGUAUUGCGAGUGGCUGCCUGAAUGCAAAGAAGUGUUCCUGGUGGGCGAUUUCAAUGGCUGGGACACUGCCGCGACGCCGCUGGCACAAGAAUCCGACUUGUUGCCAGAUGUUUGGAGCUGCACCCUUCCAGCGACGACAAACCUGAAGGUGGGAUCCAAGUACAAACUCUACGUGGUGCCAGAGGAGGGCGAUCCAUACUAUGCCAUGCCUGCAUGGGCCACAAAGUUCAUUGGGCCCAACGAGAUGAAGCUUUUGGACGCCAUCGUUCACGAGAUCAAAGGAGCGGGACCCGGGCGACUGGAAGUGACCCCGGAGAUGCAGCAAGGUGGGACGCGCAUCUACGAGUGCUAUCCUAUCUUCACCUGCAAGCAGACCACGACCUCUCCUUUGGUGGAGACCACAGACUUGCUUCCUCGCAUUGCUCGAAAUGGCUACUCUGCUUUGCUGCUGAUGGGCCUUCUGGAGUGCAAGGACAAUGCGACGAUGGGCGCCCAGCCGGUCAGCCUCUUCGCUCUGUCCCAGCAUUUGGGGACUGUGGAGGAGCUGAGAAACUUGGUCCUCCAGGCCCACCGGCUCGGUCUGCAGGUCUUCAUGGAUCUUCCCCACAAUGGUGCAGCCUCAGCGGAGGACUCACUGGGCGGGCAGUUCUUCCUGUGGGGAGAGCAGAGCUUCCACCCCAUCACGGGUGCCAGGCUGUACAACUUCGCGGAGCCCGAGGUGCAGCGAUACCUUCUCGCAAGCAUCGGGUUCUGGAUGGACCAGUUCGGCAUUGAUGGCUUCAGGUUUCUGGAUGUGGCUUCCAUGAUUUAUUUGGACCGAGGGAGGUGGGUGCCUUCACCCGCGGAGCUGGAGGAUUACUUGGCCUCGGAUGACAAGAUAGAGAAGGCUGGUGUCCAGUACCUGAUGCAGGCCAACACCUUGAUCCACCAGCUGGCGCCCAAUGCUACCACAAUAGCUCAGGAGACAACUAUGUACACGCAUCUUUGUGAGAAGAUUGAGGACGGUGGUCUCGGCUUUGACAUCCGACAGGCUUGCAAUGCUCCGAACCUCUUCCGAGAGCUGAUGUUGGGAUGUCGCGAUGAGGAGUGGAGCAUGAAGAAGAUUGUGGAUGCCAUGUCUGAGGUCAAGCAGUACCGACCUGAAGACAAACUCCUGGGCUAUUAUGAGUCUGCGGAGCACGUUGUAUUGGCACGCCGGCCUUUAAAGAUUGCGAUGCUCUCGUGGGAGACCCUGCACACCAUUGCAGCUGGAGGUGUUGCUCCUCACGUUACAGAGCUGGCUGGAGCGCUGCACAAGAUUGGCCACACUGUGCACAUUUUCACUCGAUCCACCAACAAUCGCACGUGGGAGAACGAGAUUAUGGGCGUCAUCUACCAUGAGGUGAACUUCGACACAAACAGCGACUUUGUGCGAGAGAUCGAGAACAUGUGCGCCGCCUUCGUGGGGCACUUCUUGCAUGUCGAAGGUCAAGUAGGUGGCUUUGACGUGAUCCACGGCCACGACUGGCUGGUUGGACCAGCCGUCAUCCAGCUUGCCUCCAUGAACAAGCGGGUUAUCUUCACCAUGCACUCCACCGAAACUGGCCGCUGUGGCAACGUUCAGUAUGGAGGACAGAGCGCACGAAUCCGUACUAUCGAGGGGCAUGCAUGCCAUUCGGCGGAGCGUGUUAUUGCGGUGUCGGGAGUUUUGAAGGAGGAGGUGUGCAACCACUACCAAGUCCAUGGAGCCAAAGUUGAGGUCAUCUACAACGGCAUCCACGCAGACGCCAUUGCCAAGAUGGAGUGGGAGGAUGAAUGGACGGGCAACACCAAGCGCGACAAGGGCUUCGACGUGAUGGAUCCCAUGUUCCUUUUCGUGGGCCGCCUGGCAGUCCAGAAGGGUCCUGAUCUGCUCCUGGAGGCCAUUCCCAUGAUUCUGAGCGCAAGGGGUAACGCCAAGUUUGUGAUCGUUGGAGAUGGACACAUGAAGAGCCACCUCGAAGCCCGUGCUCAGCAGCUUGGAGUUGCUCAUGCGGUGCACUUUGCUGGCUCAGUCAAGAGUGGCACCACUCACCUGAAGGCGCUCUUCAAGUCCUGCGACGCCGUCGUUGUGCCCAGCAGGAACGAGCCAUUUGGCAUCGUGGUGCUGGAGGCCUGGGCGGCCAGCAAGCCGGUGGUGGCCACCACCUGCGGCGGCCCUCGGGAUUUCGUGAGACCAGACCGGGAGGGAUAUCUCGUGGAUCCGAACCCUGGCAGUAUUGCAUGGGGCGUCUGCAAGAUCUGCGAGAACUUUGAGCACGCAAGGUGGAUGGGUGCAGUUGCGAAGGAGAAGGCGCUGAACGAGUUCAACUGGUCCUUCAUUGCACGGCAAACGGAGCAGGUCUACUACGAGCAGAUGAAUCUGCACGGCACUCCCAAGUUUCAAUGUCGGGGUCCUGGCAUCGGCUCCACCUUGGCCACCAACGUGCUGGGCCAGCACCGUGGCAACAUGGGAGUCCUGGAGAAUAACUUCCUGGUGAAGAGAGGUUUGAUGUUGUUGAAAAUGUCCAAGUUGGUCACCGCUGCCAUGGGAUCCGAUGCGAGCAUGACGUGGAUGGGCUCUGAGUUUGGCAUGCUGGAUGCCCUGGACCUGCCCAGACCUGGAAAUGGCCACAGCAAGGACAAAGCCUUCGUGCCGUACAGCACGGCGGAAGACACGGGUCUGAUGUACAAGCACCUGGACGUGUUCGACGUUUUCAUUAACAGGAUUGGGGCAGCUCUGCAGUGGCUGAAAUCUCCAACACACCAAGUCGCUGUGGCUGACGAAGAAAAGAAGGUGCUGGUUUGGGUACGAAGCGGUUGCAUCUUUGCCAUCAACUUCCAUCCCAGCAAUGCGCUGACCGACUUCCGAAUAGACCUGCCCAAGGGUGUGGAGAUCAAUAGGGAAGUGACGAUCGCUUUGGACACCGAGGAUCCGCGCUUCGGUGGACUGAAUGAGGAGCCCUUGUUGAAGCCGUCUGGCAAGUUCAACACUGGGCUGCUGAAGCUCAACCUGGGGCCGAGGACUGGUCUAGUGCUCGCGCCGCCGGACAGGGCGGAAAAAGCGCUAUCUUCCGACAAAUUGUUAAAGUGCAAGACAGCCGACGCACUAUUGGGCGCAUAA
Messenger RNA from Effrenium voratum, 5073 nucleotides. The record is from the annotation of a GenBank genome assembly. NCBI's taxonomy places the organism in Eukaryota, Dinophyceae, Suessiales, Symbiodiniaceae.